This is a messenger RNA of Populus nigra (black poplar), 484 nucleotides long. RefSeq lists its product as uncharacterized. Lineage: Eukaryota; Viridiplantae; Streptophyta; Magnoliopsida; Malpighiales; Salicaceae. Gene Ontology annotation, biological process: endoplasmic reticulum unfolded protein response. Gene Ontology annotation, cellular component: endoplasmic reticulum. The transcript has 3 exons. Bases 147 to 353 code for a protein of 68 amino acids. The record is from RefSeq and is a predicted model, not a curated record.
AAUCCAACCAGCUGGAGUCAAAGUCAAAUACUGCUUAUAAGAAACAGACAGCUGUUCGGUGCCACGUCUCACCUCUAAAAUCAACCACCAUCUACUCCUUGUUAGAAAAGAGGAACCCCUGCAUCUCACACAGAGAGACCAAAACGAUGACAACUUCCAAGCGCCUUUCGGAGAGGAAAGUGGCAAAGUUUCACAAGAAUAUCACUAAGAGAGGAUCUGUUCCUGAAACUUCGACAAAGAAAGGAUAUGACUACCCAGUUGGGCCAAUACUACUUGGAUUCUUUGUCUUUGUGGUAAUUGGAUCAUCUCUUUUUCAGAUAAUCAGGACAGCAUCUAGUGGUGGGAUGGCCUAAGGUACUGGAGUUAUGUUUAUGAUGGAAAUCUGCAGCAUUGUAAUGAGCUAGGGCUUUACUAUCAAAAUGUAAAGUUAGAACACGUGUGAAAGUUCUAAUGCAAAAUGAUGAAUAAAUUGUGUUCUCUACCA